This is a messenger RNA of Suricata suricatta (meerkat), 1742 nucleotides long. RefSeq names its product monocarboxylate transporter 1-like. The transcript has 4 exons. Gene Ontology annotation, cellular component: membrane. Gene Ontology annotation, biological process: monocarboxylic acid transport; transmembrane transport. Gene Ontology annotation, molecular function: monocarboxylic acid transmembrane transporter activity. The record is from RefSeq and is a predicted model, not a curated record. Lineage: Eukaryota; Metazoa; Chordata; Mammalia; Carnivora; Herpestidae. Bases 1 to 1434 code for a protein of 477 amino acids.
AUGUCACCAUCAAACGGAGGCGCAAUUAGACCCAGCCCCCCAGAUGGACGCUGGGGUUGGGCAGUGGUUGUUGGAGCUUUUAUUUCCGUUGGCUUCUCUUGUGCAUUUGGCAAAUCUAUUUCUGUAUUUUACAAAGAAAUUGAGGAAAUAUUUAAUGCCAGCCCCAGCGAAGUAUCAUGGAUCUCUUCUAUUAUGUUCGCUGUCAUGUAUGCUGGAGGUCCGAUCAGCAGUGUCCUGGUGAAUAAAUAUGGCAGCCGUCCAACUAUGAUUGCUGGUGGCUGCUUGUCAGGCUGUGGCUUGAUUGCAGCUGCUUUCUCCAACACCGUACAGGAACUUUACUUAUACAUUGGAUUCAUUGGAGGUCUUGGGCUUGCCUUCAACUUGAAUCCGGCUCUGACCAUGAUUGGCAAGUAUUUCUACAAGAGGCGACCGUUGGCAAAUGGACUGGCCAUGGCAGGCAGCCCCGUGUUCCUCUCUACUCUGGCCCCCCUCAAUCAGGCUUUCUUCGGUAUCUUUGGCUGGAGAGGAAGCUUCCUAAUCCUUGGGGGCCUCCUACUAAACUGCUGUGUGGCUGGAGCCCUGAUGCGACCAAUAGGGCCCCCGCCAACCAACGCAGGGAAGGAUAGGUCUAAAGAAUCCCUUCAGGACACUGGAAAAGCUGAUGGAGAAAUGGGGACAAAUGAUGCAAAUACAGAUUCUAGUGGCAGAAACACCAAAGAGGAGAAACAAUCAGUUUUUCAAAGAGUUAUCACAGUUAUGGACUUAUCCCUGUUUACCCACAGAGGCUUUCUACUGUACCUCUCUGGGAAUGUGGUGAUGGCUUUUGGGCUGGCUACUCCUUUGGUCUUUCUUAAUAGUUAUGCCAAGAGUCAACAUUACUCUAGUGAGAAGGCUGCCUUCCUUCUUUCCAUUCUGGCCUUUGUUGACAUGGUAGCCAGACCUUCUAUGGGACUUGUAGCCAACACCAAGUGGGUAAGACCUCGAAUUCAGUAUUUUUUUGCUGCUUCUAUUAUUGCAAAUGGAGUGUGUCAUCUGCUAGCACCUUUAUCCUCCAGCUACAUUGGGUUCUGUGUCUAUGCGGGAUUCCUUGGAUUUGCAUUUGGGUGGUUCAGCUCCGUAUUAUUCGAAACACUGAUGGACCUCGUUGGACCCCAGAGGUUCUCCAGCGCUGUGGGAUUGGUGACCAUGGUGGAAUGCUGUCCUGUCCUCCUGGGGCCGCCACUUUUAGGUCGUCUGAACGACAUCUACGGAGACUACAAAUACACGUACUGGGCGUGUGGUGUGAUCCUCAUUAUCGCAGGCGUCUAUCUCUUCAUUGGCAUGGGCGUCAAUUAUCGACUUGUGGCGAAAGAACAGAAAGCAGAGAAGCAGCAGAAUAAGGAAGGGAAAGAAAAGCCAAAAGAAGGUAUUAAAGUAGCAGACUCUAGAGGAUAGAGAGGCACGUGAAGCCCCGAAGAGGAGAAACAUCCCUUCUGAACCAUGGUUAACCUGAGGAGCUUUGGACCAAAAACACCUGAAAAAUCCUACCGCAUCUUGUUCUGUUGGUGCUGCUCACCGUGGCCAGUGGGCGCUUGUGUGAAGUCAUACCAGGUGUCCCCUGAUGGAAUUUUUGUUUCAUUCCCUCACAGCAGUCACAAUGCAUAUGUCACAACCUUUGAGGCCAGGGAAAUAGCUUUUAUUGGAAGUCAUCUUUGUUAAGGUAUGCUUCAUAUACGGUAAUAAAUCUCUUUUAUAAGACUAAA